Salvelinus sp. IW2-2015 is the source of this 590-nucleotide messenger RNA. RefSeq names its product galactose-specific lectin nattectin. NCBI's taxonomy places the organism in Eukaryota, Metazoa, Chordata, Actinopteri, Salmoniformes, Salmonidae. Gene Ontology annotation, molecular function: signaling receptor activity. The record is from RefSeq and is a predicted model, not a curated record.
CCUGUCUCUCAGCAUUACUGUUUGCUAUUGGGAGGUAACCUGGCGUCAGUGCACAGCCUCUCCCAGUAUAACUUCCUUCAGUCAGUUAUCCAAAGUAGUACCAGCAAAGCCCAGCGCACCUGGAUUGGAGCCAACGAUGCCAUCAAGGAGGGUCUUUGGCUGUGGAGCGACGGGUCCAGGUUUAGCUACCAGAACUGGGGCCAGGGGCAACCCGAUAACACCUACAAUGGUGCUGGGAACGACAACACGAAUGGCCAUGAGCAUUGUAUGGAGAUGAACUAUGGAGGUGACUUCAGGCAGAAUGAUGCAUCCUGCUGGAUGCAACUUCCAUUCAUGUGUUCCAGAAAGCUGUAAUAUCUACCGAUUGGGAGAGAAUUCAUGUUCUAACGUUAUUCCCCUCAUGUUUAGUGUACUUUUAGAUUCUUGCUGAUUUUAAUGUGAUUGUAUUGGCUUCUCUUGAUGAUUGCUGAUUAUGUAAAGUGAUUUUGGGUGUCUUGAAAAGCACUUGUAAAAAUAAAUUUUAGAACAUUCAUUUUAUCUGAGAGGCUCUCAGGCGAUGGGAUUCUUCAAUAAAGCCACAGUCUGUAAUA